Ilyonectria robusta is the source of this 1419-nucleotide messenger RNA. RefSeq names its product amidase signature domain-containing protein. The annotation marks the transcript as partial. The record is from RefSeq and is a predicted model, not a curated record. Lineage: Eukaryota; Fungi; Ascomycota; Sordariomycetes; Hypocreales; Nectriaceae. The transcript has a single exon.
AAGCUGCCAUCUGGGCCAUACUUCCUGCAUCCCUCUGGUGACUUGACCCGGGUCUAUAGACUCUACGUUGACGACAACAUGGCCUUUAGUCAGGCUGUGAUUGAGGGCGAGGAUGGAACAUAUUUGCCAUCUACUGCCGCAGUCGGCGAAAGCGUCAACGGGGCACUCAGUAUCCCCGUUCCCUCACGCCAUUACUACCCAAAGCCAUCGCCCGAGAGGCCUCUCUCGGGCUUGCGUCUUGGCGUCAAGGACGUCUUCAACCUCAAGGGGAUCAAGACGGGGGCCGGCUCCAGAGCAUACUUCGCCCUCUAUCCGCCUGCAACUGAGACAGCCCUCUCCCUCCAGCGCCUCAUCCGUCUCGGUGCUGUCAUCGUUGGCAAGCUCAAAACGGCCCAAUUCGCCGCCGGUGAGGUGCCUACAGCAAAUUACGUGGACCAACUUGCGCCGUUCAACCCCAGAGGUGAUGGGUACCAGAGCCCCUCUUCGUCUUCCUGCGGCACAGGAGCAGCCUUGGCGUCGUACGACUGGCUAGACCUUGGUACGGGAACUGAUACCACUGGAUCCAUUCGAGGGCCAUCCAUGGCGAACGGCCUUUUCGGCCUUAGAAUCACUAAUGGGAGUUUGCCUCUGGAUGGAAUUCUCCCUGUCUCGGCAAGGAUGGACACACCCGGUUUGAUCGCCCGAGAUGCAAGGCUUCUACGAACAGCAUACGAGGGUUGGCUCGAGAAAAAGGCCAACUACACCACAUUUCCCCAGAGGAUCAUCUUGCCGCAGGAGUUUUGGCCGUCCCCGAACAAAACAUCCAUGCCCAUCUUCGAAAAGUUCAUCGAUGACCUUUCUGCUCUUCUAGAAGCCAGAGUUGAGUAUGUCAAUACAAACAAUUCCUUCAUUCGUCACACGGGCAACAAGGAAGGGAUCGCUGCUUUCAUCAGUGACUAUCCUCUAGUUUUGGUCAGAGAUCAGUUCCGGGCCCUUGGGCAACCCUUCAUCGCCGACUACCAGGAGGAAUUCGGGCAAUUUCCCUUCGUCAACCCGGUCCCUCGCAGCGGCCUUGCUUUUGCUGCUCAAAUUGAUGAUGAGAGCUACGAAAAUGCGGUUCGUCAUCUCCAAGUCUACAGAGAGUGGUUCACCUCGCAGCUGUUACCGUCUUGCGAGGAAGCCCUGGUUUUAUACCCACUUGGACCAGGGCUUGAAUUGUAUCGAGACGGGUCACUCAACACUUCUCCCCUCACGUCUUCAUCGCCGUAUGUCAACACCUUUCAAGCGGCUGCAGCUGGGCUUCCAGAUUACGCAGUGCCUAUUGGGGCUCAUUCUUUUGACUCAAAGGUGAGCAUGCGUGAGGAGCAGCUGCCAGUGAGCAUCGGAAUUAUCGGAGGUGCUGGAUGUGAUCACAUGCUGCUAGAUUUGAUUGUGAAGCUU